Messenger RNA from Drosophila bipectinata, 1328 nucleotides. The record is from RefSeq and is a predicted model, not a curated record. NCBI's taxonomy places the organism in Eukaryota, Metazoa, Arthropoda, Insecta, Diptera, Drosophilidae.
GGUUUGAGGUAAACUCCUACUUCCUAACCUAGUGCCAGAAGUCAUCAGCACUUUGAAGAUGUUCUUCGACAGGCUGCACCACUGGCACCACACAAAGUCAGUUUGACGCGUUAAUAGAGUACGCGCUUGCAGUUCGGAUGGAGGCGUGCAAUCUGAAGGCCCAUCUCAACAAUCCAAUGCUGGUCAAGGAGCUGGUUGAUAAGCUUUUAAGAACACAAGUUAAACUUGGCAAUGCAUCUCCGCGACGAUAGGGUGGCAGUCAAAGCAUUCAGUGAUUGGCUGCCCCAAACGGGCGAGUUAACUCCCACAACAGUCGCCGCCCGGACAAGGGAGAGGCAGAUGAGCCUGGACCAUCAUGAGGACAAACACGAGCAAACAGCAAAUUCAAUUGAGGUGCGUAGCUUGCGGCGACACGAGUCACAGACCAGCUCAACGCCAGGUAUUCUUGAACCUUGACGCGGAGCUCAGGGGGAGGCACUCAGAGCGGGUAAAGCCUGUUUCUGCUACCUCAAGUUACACCGGAACAGAUGCCGAACCGGGAACUGUGGAAUUAAUAGCAAUCGUCCAAGACAGACCACAAAGUCACGUGAGUACGCAUCGAGACGUCAACAACGGAAGUCAGUUCUUUCGCAUCAUUCCAGUCAAGCUGCAUUACGGCAGCAGGCAGACCGAAAUCUACGCCUUUCUAAAUGAAGGAUCAUUCGUGACCUUAGCAGACGCAUCCGUAUUCCAAAGACUGGAAAGACAAGGCCAGGCCAAACUCGAUUCGAGAGUUGAAUGAACUCCGACAAGGUUUACUGGUUGAAAAACGUCCAGACUGUUCAGAACCUAGCAUUACCGAGACAGAUAGUCAAUAUGAAAGAGCUAUGCGACAGAUUCCAAAUGAUCCCAAAUGACUUUUGGGAUUAGCUGCGCGCCGUUCAUAGCGCACUUUGUUCGAGUCAAGAAUGCGGAAACCCACCAAGAAAAUUUCCCACUGGACUUAAACGCCAUCCAAGAUUAAUCAUCCUAUUAAAUAGUUUACAAACUACCUCUAUAGCGCAUUUUGGAAUUCAAUGAACAUCUUUGGCGUCAGUAAGUCAUCUCCGGGCGCCGUUUUUGGUUUUAGCCCUUUUAUGACUUUUUCAAUUUCGUUUGGCCGGAAUAAAGGUGUGGUUUGCAGAGGGGUAGCGUCUAGCUGAAUUAGUUCCAGGAGGAAUAAAUUCGAGGCAGGGUUUGCCUUUCUUCGUCGCUGCACAGCAUCCCGAAGAGUUUCUGUGCAAGAGCCUGGUCGAGUGAUCGGGUUGCUUCCUUAAUCUGCUGAUCUUAUGUUUUGUCAAUCACGACAA